Molecule: messenger RNA, 1712 nt
Organism: Lecanosticta acicola
Lineage: Eukaryota; Fungi; Ascomycota; Dothideomycetes; Mycosphaerellales; Mycosphaerellaceae
Source: the annotation of a GenBank genome assembly
AUGGGAGACCAGAACGAUGAAGAGAAGGACCUUCCAACAAGUCACUCGGUGGCAGCCAGCGAAGACGCAACACACCACAUGGUUCCUAUCGAACCAACUCGCACGAGCAAUCAAAGACCGGCUUGCUUUACUUCCACCUUUCAGGAAAUCCUCUUCGUCCUGAGUGCGACUAUGGCGAUCGCGAUGACAAGCUUCCUGGCUGGAUCAGUCACCGUCACAUCCUCGUUCAUCGGAAGAUCGUGAGUCUGCUUUACAUGCCCACUUCGGCUAUGAUGAUUGCACUCUAACCAUACCUCAGAUUGGGAAUGUCGACUGCCGAAGUUACGUGGAUUGCUUCAGCCUGUUCUUUGAGCAGUGGUGCAUUCCUACUGUUCUUCGGUAGGUUAGCAGACAUGUUCGGAAGGAAAGCAAUGUUUGUUGGCUCCCUAUUCCUCUUUUCGGUCUUCUGUCUUGCCACAGGAUUUGUUCACGACGCGAUCACGAUGGAUAUCUUGAACGGAGUGCUUGGUCUCUUCAGCGCCUCUGCGGUGCCCCCGGCUGUCGGAAUCCUGGGAAACGUCUACGAAAAGCCGGGCAAACGCAAAAACGCUGCCUUCGCUUGUUUCUCGGCUGGUAAUCCAUUGGGAUUUGUCUUUGGCACAAUAUCUGGCGGCAUUGCCGCAAGUCUGUUCGGAUGGAGAGCUUCCUUCUGGCUCAUUGCUAUCAUCUUCAUGGUCUUCACAUUCAUCGCCGUUUUCAGCGUACCAAAGGACUUUGUUGACAGGGAGCCCUUGUGUUGGCAGACUGUAAAGACUUUCGACUUUGUCGGUGCCAUUCUGACGAUUGCUGGAAUCGGAAUGUUUUCUGCCGCGCUCAGUCUCGGUGACACUGCUCCGCAAGGCUGGAGAACGCCGUAUGUACUGAUCUUUCUGAUCGUCGGUCUGCUGCUCAUCGUUGCGUUCAUCUUCUGGGAAAUGAGGUUCAGCAAUCCGCUCAUGCCUAUGGAUAUAUGGAAAGACCGCAACUUCUCGCUGGUCAUGGCGAUCCUCGCACUCGGAUUCAUGUCCUUCACCCCGGUCUCGUUUUUCGCCUCGCUUUACUUCCAGAACGUGUGGCACAAGUCGGCAUUAAUGGUCGCGGUGUAUCUUUUGCCCAUGGCCAUCAAUGGCAUUAUGGUCAACAUCUUCGCUGGAUGGGCACUUCAUCGAAUCUCGAACAGGGUACUCCUGUACAUGGGAACGGUGUCAUACGCACUGGCGGCUCUCCUUUUCGCCCUCCAAAGAGCCCACGAUAGCUACUGGGCAUUCUCGUUUCCCGGCUGCAUUUUCCUUGUAGUCGGCGCGGAUCUGGAAUUCAACGUCGCUAACAUGUAUGUCAUGAGCUCGAUGGCACCCGCACAGCAGAGCACAGCCGGAGGCAUCUUCCAGACCGUGACGAAACUUUGCAUGACAAUCGGACUGGGUCUUGCUACUGCUGUCUUCAGUUCUGUGCAACAGAAUCCAUCACUGUCGCACUACUGGGACCCACGCACUCAAGCAUACGCUGCGACUUUCUGGAUAUCGUUCGCGGCAAUGGCACUCAGCGUCCUGCUUGUACCGUUUUUGACGUUGGGAACUCAGGGUGGAAAAGAAAAGAGUAUCGAGUCGACAGUGUUGCAGAGCGAGAAGGACGAGCAAGGAAAAGCAACAGAGGGAGAAGCGAUGGUCACGCAGGCGCUGCCGACCAAUGCAUGA